AUGUUUUAUUAUGGGGAGGAGAGUGGGACCCACCUCCUGGCUACUGAUUUGAUCUGGUGUAGCAGGUCUAGCUGUUCCUCACCAAUUGGGUUUUACUCUUAUACUGAGCGUGCUAAUAUAGAUAGAUUGAUCGGAAGAUUGAUAACCGUGGAAGAAAGAGGAAUCUUCGAGGAUGUGCAUAUGAUUAUGGUGGGUGAUCAUGGCAUGGUUGGCACUUGUGAUAAAAAGAUGAUCUUAGAUGAUUUGGUUAAUUGGAUCGAUAUUCCGACGGAAUGGGUUCAGUCUUACACUCCAUUGCUCGCGAUUCGCCCACCGGCUAAUUAUUCUUUGGCUGAUGUUGUGGAUAAGAUGAACGAGGGUUUGAAGUCGGGUAAAGUGAAUAACGGCGAAUAUUUGAAGGUUUAUUUAAAGGAGGACUUGCCGAGUAGGUUGCACUAUUCAGAUAGUUAUAGAAUCCCUCCGAUUAUUGGGUUGGUGGAAGAAGGGUUUAAGGUGGAGCAGAAGAAUUCGAAGAGUCAAGAAUGUGGAGGUGCGCAUGGUUACGACAAUGCGUUUUUUUCGAUGAGGACUAUUUUUAUUGGUCAUGGACCGGAAUUUGCUGUCGGUAGAAAGAUUCCGUCUUUCGAGAAUGUUCAGAUAUACAAUUUGGUUACUUCGAUUCUGGGAAUUGACGGAGCUGUCAAUAAUGGGACAUCCUCGUUUCCACAGGGUGUUCUUUUGCCUAGCCGUUGAAACUUGAAAAACUCCUUUAUCAUCCCCAAUCAAGUGGAACUACUUGGAGAAAUUGGACGGUUGAGAUUUUCCGUAAUGAUGAAUUAUCGCAAUGAGUUCAUGGCGAGAUUGAUGUAUAAGUAUUUAUUAAACUUCAUGCAUUUAUCAAGUUUGUUAGACGAAACCGAGUAGGUAUCGAUAUGUUGUGUAAUAUGCUCUCUGUAUUUGUAACCCUUUUACAAGGGGUAAUUUUUCGUCACUCGAUGAGUAGUUGAAUCUGUAAUUGUAAUCUUCUUGUUCAAGUAUUACCCUUUUACGUAUGAAUGCAUGUGGUUGAAGGGUAAGACUAGAGCGCCGUGUGUUCGAUAAAUUUAUUCGAAUAUACAAUCUUAAUUUGGUUUAUCA
Molecule: messenger RNA, 1116 nt
Organism: Erythranthe guttata (spotted monkey flower)
Lineage: Eukaryota; Viridiplantae; Streptophyta; Magnoliopsida; Lamiales; Phrymaceae
Source: RefSeq, a predicted model, not a curated record